Molecule: messenger RNA, 3417 nt
Organism: Aphanomyces astaci
Lineage: Eukaryota; Oomycota; Saprolegniomycetes; Saprolegniales; Verrucalvaceae
Exons: 13
Coding region: 1-3417 (1138 amino acids)
Source: RefSeq, a predicted model, not a curated record
AUGACGAUGCUGACGCGGAAGCUGUUCCGACAAAAGUCGACUCGGAUCGAUAUGAAGUUUCUGGAUGAAGAACAGACAAACAAAUCGGACAUGACGAGGACAUCGAGCAUGGUGCCGGAGCCCGUUGCGCCGACGAAGCGUCCCACCAGCAUUGUCCACUCAUCGACGGAGCCACUCCUUCGAGAUGCCGUCAAACUGAAGAGCAAACCAACCAAAGAAUCUCCGCACACUCGACUGUAUGCACUUGGCGUGCAUUUGCUCGACCACAAGGACCAAGUGCACAAUCAGUUUAGCCACUACACGACCACCGGCAAGAAACCUGGCCGGCGGCGAUCCCAGCAGUCUACCCCCGCCACGGCUUUCGCAUCGAGCAAUCGGCAUCCAACAGAAAGGAAACCAGGUUAUCAUGGGAAGUCCCUGUCGUAUGACGCCGCACGGUUCAGCCAACUCACCACCAACCCGUCGUCUUCGUCGUCGAAACCCACGUCUGUGCGGACCGCGAUCAAGCACCUCCGGCGUAAACUCAUGGCCCAGGACCCUGAUGACGUGGCACCGCUGGUGGAGGUGUCCCGGAAGACCGCUACGCCGAUCGACAAGCACAGCACCACGGUCCGCAGGCCAGGGGUGUCUCCCAUCCGGACUCCCAAGUCCCCCACAAGGCUCCACGUCGAAGUUGUGCCGCGCCGGCUGUCGUUGUACGCGCCAGACGACUCGGCCGCCGACGAUGACGGCGACGACGACGGCAGCGAGCAAAGCCAUGAUGACAAGGAAUUGCCUCCAAAGAUGAAACUGCAAAGGACUGCCCCGCAGGAGAAGCGCAGUCUAGACAAAGUCGAGGUUGACCCGGCGGUUGUGGCGGCCAACGAAGCCGAAAAGGCCAAGUUUCUGCAACUCACAGAGCAAAUCAACAUGCUCAAGUCCACGCUUGGCCUUACGGACGAAGACUUGCAGUGGAAAGUCGAAAGCGCCAAAUCGAAUGCGUUUGUCUUGGCCGACAAAAAGCUGAGCGCCGCCGAAGAAGAAUACGACCGACUGCUGUAUGAGCAGUCGCUGUUGGUCUCGUGUCCAUUUGAAGAUUGCACCAAAGAAUUGGCGCCACUGCUCAAGACCUUGUGUUUGCAAGCCAAGGAGACGGCGGAAACCAAAGCGGUGAUGCUUGUGACCCAGCACGAAGUUCAUUCCACCAAAAAAUCGCUCCUGGAUGCGAGGGUGGAUGCCGAAAUGAAACGCGCGCGGUCCAACAGUCCGCCGCGGCGGGAGAGUGUGCUCACGCGAGAUUGCGUCGGUUACCAAGCGACCCUGGGCGAUCAAAAGAAGGACUUGCUGGCGAUUCAGGAGAAGUUCAAAGCUGGGGUGCUCAAGCAAGACGCGCUCCAAAAGCAAGUGGUGGCCGCCACCGAGGCGAUGGUCGCGUCGUUUGGCGCGCAAGCGGUGCGCUUCUCCACGGAUGACAUGGCCAACGCCGCGCGGUCGCUCAUGGAGCUGGUGCAUUCGCUGGGUCAGACCACCGGCGACGACCUCGCGGGGGUGUGCACCAAAGCCAUGGACAUUUGCAAAUUGUUUCACGGGUACCAAGCUAAGGAACUGGCGCGCAAGGAGCGCGAAAUCAACGCCACGCUCAAGCAAAUGGAGAUUUGGCGCAACCGGCGCGAACAAGCCAAGGAAUACCCCAUGGAAAUACGCCGCAUGGAAAGCGAGUGGAAGGCGAUGCACGCAGCGGACAACCUUGUGUGCUACGAGCGUCUGUGCUCACUAAUUCCCGACACGAUUGCGUCCAUGUCUGUGGAGCAGCUUCUGGACGCAGCCAAGGCGGCGGGGGUGCUGUACACGCGGGACUUGGCCAACUACCUCAAGCAAAACAAGUUUUUACAGUGGAUCGUCACGCACGACCGCGACAAGUGCCGCGAUAAUUUUAUCACAGGCGAAUGGGCGCAAUGCUUUGCCAACUUUGAAGCAUUCGACGUGACCGAGAUGCGGGGAUUGUUUGUGGCCCUUCCUGACAAUUUUGAGUUUGACAAGGACGGGCGCAAGGCCGAGUGGCGCGAGGCGUUCGUGGCCCACCUCAAGAUGCUCGUGCAGCAGCAGCGCGGCGACUGUGUCAAGGCGGGAUGGGACCCCGUCAAGGGGACGAGGGCCGAAGUGAAGCUCAAGCCCCCCUCGGACAAGCACCUGCUCAACCCCAUGUAUCGGUACCCGACCGAAGUCGAGAUCAAGCAACGCCUCGAGCGGUUUGAAACCCAGGCCAAACGACUGGCGCAAAAGAAAGCGCGGAUGCAAGUGCUGACCAACCAAGACAUUCCCAUGGCCAAAAAGGAGUACCAUGCUGUCGCCGAAGAUGCGCGGUCCGAAGACCUGUUGCGUCAAUUCGGCAAGCCCGCACUCAUCAAGCUCCGCGACGAGUCGAAAAAGGUGUACCAGUCGCUGCAAAAAGAAUAUGAUACCCUGAAAGGGGAAGUGGCCGUGGGCGACCGCGCUGCGCAGGUCGCGUGCCCCACACACGAGCAGUACGUCGAAGAGAUCGCCGCCAUCCGACUGCUUCCCCCAGAGGUCCGCGCCGAGGUUAUCCGCGGUCCGUUCGAUGCGCAUCCGGUGCUCAAGCCCAAGGAGCGCGCCGUGCACAAAAAGCUGUCGGCCGAAGAGGAGGCCGUGGCACGCAAAAACGAGCUCAGCCAUGCGAUCGCAGAACGAACCAAAGAAUUCCACGAUGCUAAAAAGGUGGCCGACGACGACGCGCCUCCCGGUGCUUUGACGGACGCGCCACCACCACUACUACAUGCAGAGGACGGAGCGGGGCUAGCCGCGAGGAGCAGCAAUCGGCGGGGGUCUCUAUCGCAGACAGAUGUGACGCUGUCCAAGACGCCCCGCGCGGUCAAGGCGUCGCCGGCCGUGCUGUCGUUCCUUCAAAACGACUUUUGCAACAAACAACGCAAGCCGUCGGGAAGUCCCGAGAAGCCAUCGAAUCAUCUGUCGCCGCCCAAGAUGGCGGUGAUCCUCGACGGCGACGAAAUGCAGGACGAAGGCGGCCAGGUGCCGGUCGACGCCCUGCCAAAGUCGCAUGCGUUGAUGAAACUCAUGGGGCUGGCGACCAAGUCGGUGCCGGUGAAACGCCCGAGUAUGCUGCACGACCCGAACCUCCUCGAAGACUUGUCGAAACCAAACAUGAUGGCAGAGAUUCAACGGCGGCGGUCGAGCAAGGGCACGCCGCCGCCGUCGCCCCUCCAAAAGAAGCAGGGGGUGAACUUUUUAGACGAGCUCAAGCGACGCGCUGAAGCACGAGACAGUUCCGCCGCGCAGGCCAAGAAUCCGAUUGAAGAAGGACAUGAUGUUGCGAAGGGGGAGGAGACAAAAGAGGUUGCGCCUGCCAAGCCCAUGAGCUUCCUAGACGAACUCAAGAAGAAGGCGAAAGCAAAGGAAUAG